AAUUCAUAAUAUAUACUUGCUCUCCUAUAUAACUAAAAAACUCUAUUUCAUCCCCCCUUAGCUUCAAUCUCCUAAACAUGUCGAACAAGUGUGGUAGUUGCGAUUGCGCUGACGUCAGCCAAUGCGUGAAGAAGGAAAACCAAUAUGGUAUCAUCAUCGUAGAUAAGAGCGAGACGGUGGUGAUGAUGGAUGUUGGAGCUGAAGAACAUGAUGGAAAAUGCAAAUGUGGCAGUAGUUGUGCCUGUGUGAACUGCACUUGUGCUCAUUAAGAAUGUCAAGAGCAAUUUAUCUAAAACUAUAUGAGUGAUAUGUGUUUAAAUAAAAUAACAAUAUUACUUUGUUAUCUAUGGUGAAAUAAGAGUUCCUUGUGCUAAACACAAAAUGUAAAGGAGUUAGUACUCUACUUAGUGUCUUGUUUCUUUGGUCAAGUUUGUAGCACAAGUUUUCAUUGUUAAAUAGACUACUACUACUACUACUUUACUUA
This is a messenger RNA of Solanum verrucosum, 484 nucleotides long. RefSeq names its product metallothionein-like protein type 3. The record is from RefSeq and is a predicted model, not a curated record. The transcript is spliced from 3 exons. NCBI's taxonomy places the organism in Eukaryota, Viridiplantae, Streptophyta, Magnoliopsida, Solanales, Solanaceae. The coding region runs from base 78 to 269 and encodes 63 amino acids. Gene Ontology annotation, biological process: intracellular copper ion homeostasis. Gene Ontology annotation, molecular function: copper ion binding; zinc ion binding.